Molecule: messenger RNA, 8692 nt
Organism: Loxodonta africana (African savanna elephant)
Lineage: Eukaryota; Metazoa; Chordata; Mammalia; Proboscidea; Elephantidae
Gene: CDK12
Product: cyclin dependent kinase 12
Exons: 17
Coding region: 590-4798 (1402 amino acids)
Biological process (GO): protein phosphorylation; positive regulation of transcription elongation by RNA polymerase II
Cellular component (GO): nucleus; cyclin/CDK positive transcription elongation factor complex
Molecular function (GO): cyclin binding; RNA polymerase II CTD heptapeptide repeat kinase activity; ATP binding
Source: RefSeq, a predicted model, not a curated record
UCUGGAAUUGCCCCCUCCCCCCUCUUCCAAGUGCCGUUUCGGUUUAACCUAGUGUGUGACUCUGAGUCUGAGGGAGCGAGUGAGUGUGUGAGGUGUUGAGGUGAGGCGGAGGCAAGGAAAGGGGCUACCUCAGGAGCGAGGGACAAAAGGGGCGUGAGGCACCUAGGCCGCAAGAUCUCAGCGACAGGAAGCCGCCCCGAGCCGCGCAGUCUUCACAGGGCCCCAGAGCCGGAGUCGGCCCCGCAGCCCCGGGCCGUCGGCUUACUACUUCCUCGACUUCCCCGGCGCCGGGGCCUGAGGUUGGCUCGGCGGGGGGAGGAGGGGAAACAGACUUGAGCAGCUACCCCUUGGUCUCGCAACUCCUUUGCUGAGGAACUCUCAUUUCUCCCUUCGCUCCUUCACCCCCACCUCAUGUAGGAGGGUGCUGAGGAGUCGGGAGGGAGGAGGAGCCUGGGCUACCGCCCCUUCCCUCCCCACCCCCUUCUAGGGGCACUUUGGUGGGUGUGGGUUUGGGGCUGGGGGGAGGGUGGGGCCUACUUUUUGGAGUGCUGGGGAACUUUUUCCCCUUCUUGAGGCCAGGGGAAAGGGAAUGCCCAAUUCAGAGAGACAUGGGGGCAAGAAGGACGGGGGUGGAGGAGCUUCUGGAACUUUGCAGCCGUCAUCGGGAGGUGGCAGCUCCAACAGCAGAGAGCGUCAUCGCUUGCUGUCGAAGCACAAACGGCAUAAGUCCAAGCACUCCAAAGACAUGGGGUUGGUGACCCCUGAAGCAGCACCUUUGGGUACAAUUAUCAAACCUUUGGUGGAGUAUGAUGACAUCAGCUCUGAUUCCGACACCUUCUCCGAUGACAUGGCCUUCAAACUAGAGAGGAGAGAGAAUGAUGAACGCCGUGGAACGGAUCGGAGUGACCGCCUGCACAAACAUCGUCACCACCAGCACAGACGUUCCCGGGACUUAGUAAAAACUAAACAGACAGAAAAAGAGAAAAACCAGGACGUCUCCAGCAAGUCGGGAUCGAUGAAGGACCGGAUAUCAGGAAGUUCAAAGCGUUCAAAUGAGGAGAAUGAUGACUAUGGGAAGACACAGCCAUCCAAAAGCAGCAGCAACAAGGAAUCCAGGUCAUCUAAACUCCAUAAAGAGAAGACCCGGAAAGAACGUGAGUUGAAAUCUGGGCACAAAGAUCGGAGUAAAAGUCAUCGGAAAAGGGAAACACCCAAAAGUUACAAAACAGUGGACAGCCCCAAACGGAGAUCACGGAGUCCCCACAGGAAGUGGUCUGACAGCCCCAAGCAAGAUGAUAGCCCCUCAGGGGCUUCUUACAGCCAAGAUUAUGACCUUAGUCCCCCAAGAUCUCACACCUCCAGCAAUUAUGAUUCCUACAAGAAGAGUCCUGGAAGUACCUCAAGAAGGCAGUCAAUUAGCCCUCCUUACAAGGAGCCCUCAGCCUACCAGUCCAGCACCCGGUCACCCAGUCCCUACAGUAGACGCCAGAGAUCUGUGAGUCCCUAUAGCCGAAGACGCUCAUCCAGCUAUGAAAGGAGUGGCUCUUACAGUGGUAGGUCACCGAGUCCCUAUGGUCGAAGGCGGUCCAGCAGCCCUUUCAUGAGCAAACGGUCUCUGAGUCGGAGUCCACUUCCCAGGAAAUCCAUGAAGUCCAGAAGUCGAAGUCCUGCAUAUUCAAGACAUUCAUCUUCUCACAGCAAAAAAAAGAGAUCCGGGUCACGCAGUCGGCAUUCCAGUAUCUCACCUGUCAGGCUUCCAUUGAACUCCAGCCUGGGAGCUGAACUCAGUAGGAAAAAGAAGGAAAGAGCAGCAGCUGCUGCAGCAGCAAAAGCGGAUGGAAAGGAAUCCAAAGGUUCACCUAUAUUUUUGCCUAAAAAAGAGAACAGUUCAGUAGAGGCUAAGGAUUCAGGUUUGGAGUCUAAAAAGUUACCCAGAGUUGUAAAAUUGGAAAAACCUGCUCCAGAUACUGAACUGGUGAAUGUAACACAUCUAAACACUGAGGUCAAAAAUUCUUUAGAUACAGGGAAAGUAAAGUUGGAUGAGAACUCUGAGAAACAUCCUAUUCUUAAAGAUUUGAAAGCACAGGGAACAAAAGACUCUAAACCCAUAGCAUCGAAAGAGGAGAUUGUUACUCCAAAGGAGACAGAGACAUCAGAAAAGGAAACCCUCCCACCUCUCCCCACGAUUACUUCUCCUCCGCCACCUUUACCAACUACUACCCCUCCACCUCAGACACCCCCUUUGCCGCCUUUGCCUCCACUACCAGCUACUCCACAGCAACCACCUCUGCCUCCUCCCCAACCAGCAUUUAGUCAGGUUCUUGCUUCUAGUACUUCAACUUUGCCCCCUUCUACUCACCCAAGGACAUCUACUCUGUCCUCUCAGACAAAUUCUCAGCCCUCUGUACAGGUCUCUGUGAAGACUCAAGUGUCUGUAACAGCUGCUAUUCCACACCUGAAAACUUCGACAUUGCCUCCUCUGCCCCUCCCACCCUUAUUACCUGGAGACGAUGACAUGGAUAGUCCAAAAGAAACUCUUCCUUCAAAACCUGUAAAGAAAGAGAAGGAACAGAGGACACGUCACUCACUCAUGGACCUCCCUCUCCCUCCGGAGCUCCCUGGUGGGGAUCCAUCUCCCCCAGACUCUCCAGAACCAAAGGCAAUCACACCACCUCAGCAGUCAUAUAAAAAGAGACCAAAAAUUUGUUGCCCUCGUUACGGAGAAAGAAGACAAACAGAAAGUGACUGGGGGAAACGCUGUGUGGACAAGUUUGACAUAAUUGGGAUUAUUGGAGAGGGAACCUAUGGUCAAGUGUAUAAAGCCAAGGACAAAGACACAGGGGAGCUAGUGGCCUUGAAGAAAGUGAGACUAGACAAUGAGAAAGAAGGCUUCCCAAUUACAGCCAUUCGUGAGAUCAAAAUCCUUCGUCAGUUGAUCCAUCGAAGUGUUGUUAACAUGAAGGAAAUUGUCACAGAUAAACAAGAUGCACUGGAUUUCAAGAAGGACAAAGGUGCCUUUUACCUUGUAUUUGAGUAUAUGGACCAUGACUUAAUGGGACUAUUAGAAUCUGGUUUGGUGCACUUUUCUGAGGAUCAUAUCAAGUCAUUCAUGAAACAGCUAAUGGAAGGAUUGGAUUACUGUCACAAAAAGAAUUUCCUGCAUCGAGAUAUUAAGUGUUCUAACAUUUUGCUGAACAACAGUGGGCAAAUCAAGCUAGCAGAUUUUGGACUUGCUCGACUUUAUAACUCUGAAGAGAGUCGCCCUUACACAAACAAAGUCAUUACUCUGUGGUACCGACCUCCAGAACUGCUGUUGGGAGAAGAACGUUAUACACCAGCCAUAGAUGUAUGGAGCUGUGGAUGCAUCCUCGGGGAAUUGUUUACAAAGAAGCCUAUUUUUCAAGCCAAUCUGGAACUGGCUCAGCUAGAACUGAUCAGUCGACUCUGUGGUAGCCCUUGUCCAGCUGUGUGGCCUGAUGUUAUCAAGCUGCCCUACUUCAACACCAUGAAACCAAAGAAGCAAUAUAGGAGGCGUCUACGAGAAGAAUUCUCUUUCAUUCCUUCAGCAGCACUUGAUUUAUUGGACCACAUGCUGACACUAGAUCCUAGCAAGCGUUGCACAGCUGAACAGACUCUACAGAGUGACUUCCUUAAAGACGUUGAGCUCAGCAAAAUGGCUCCUCCAGACCUCCCUCACUGGCAGGAUUGCCAUGAACUGUGGAGCAAGAAGAGGCGACGGCAGCGACAAAGUGGUGUUGCGGUAGAAGAGCCACCUCCUCCCAAAGCCCCUCGAAAAGAAACUACCUCAGGGACAAGUGCUGAGCCUGUGAAGAACAACAGCCCAGUACCACCACCUCAGCCUGCUCCUGGCAAGGUGGAGCCUGGGGCUGGGGAUGCAGUAGGCCUUGGUGACAUCACACAGCAGCUGAAUCAGAGUGAAUUGGCAGUGUUAUUGAACCUGCUACAGAGCCAAACCGACCUUAGCAUCCCUCAAAUGGCACAGCUGCUUAACAUCCACUCCAACCCAGAGAUGCAGCAGCAGCUGGAGGCCCUGAACCAAUCCAUCAGUGCCCUGACGGAAGCCACUUCCCAGCAGCAGGACUCAGAGCCCAUGGCCCCAGAGGAGUCUUUGAAGGAUGCACCUCCUGCCCCAGUGGUCCAGCCUUCAACAGAACAGACAGCUCCUGAAGUCUCAAGCACACCAGCUGACAUGCAGAAUAUGUUGGCAGUUCUCUUGAGCCAGCUGAUGAAAACCCAAGAGCCAGCAGGCAGCCUGGAGGAAAACAACGGUGACAAGAACAGUGGGCCACAGGGGCUCCGAAGAACUCCCACAAUGUCACAGGAGGAGGCAGCAGCAUGUCCUCCUCACAUUCUUCCACCAGAGAAGAGGCCCCCUGAGCCCCCCGGACCUCCACCGCCGCCACCUCCACCCCCUCUGGUUGAAGGCGAUCUUUCCAGCGCCCCCCAGGAGUUGAACCCAGCCGUGACAGCCGCCUUGCUGCAACUCUUAUCCCAGCCUGAAGCAGAGCCUCCUGGCCACCUGCCACAUGAGCACCAGGCCUUGAGACCAAUGGAGUACUCCACCCGACCCCCUCCAAACAGGACUUACGGAAACACUGAUGGGCCUGAAACAGGGUUCAGUGCCACUGACACUGAUGAACGCAACUCGGGUCCAGCUUUGACAGAAUCCCUGGCCCAGACCCUGGUGAAGAACAGGACCUUCUCAGGCUCUGUGAGCCACCUUGGGGAGUCAAGCAGUUACCAGGGCACAGGGUGGCAGCACCAGCAGGAGGGAUAGCCCCUGAGGAAUGUUGUCAUGUCCAUCAGUAACCUGGCAUCCAGAGCCCUGAAAAAUUCAGUGUCCAUGUACUUUUCUAGAGUUUUCACCAAAUCUAAAGCCAGAUGUGGAAACAGAGAUCCAGAGAGGGGAAAUCAGUUGAAUCCUAUCUUUGAUUUGCUUUGAGUUUCUGGAUUUGGAGAACUCCUGGGAACACAGGGAAAGAAAAGGUAGCCAGGGCGAGGGACACUGCCAAGCUGUUCCUGGAAAUCCAGAGAGGGCUUUGGUCGGAGAAAGGGCAGACCGGCUAUUAUUAACAGAGGGAGUUGGGACCACUCUCCCUGGCAACAUCUGAAGCCCAGGGUCCUCUGCUGGAACCCCCAUAAUAAAGCUCAAUCCUGAAUCAACACAUCACCUGGUUCUGGGUAUAAAAGUGGUACUGUGAGGGGGAGCCUGGAUGCACCAGGUGAGGUGUGGGCAGGUGUGGGGAGUUCAACCUCAGGAGAGAUGUAAGAAUCACUCCUUGAUACCACAUGCUCCCUGAUCCUCCUCGUUCUCAAGCCCCUCCUCUGUCCCCCUUUUCUUUUACCUUCCUUUCAGCUAACCCAACCCCUGGCUGCCUCAUGCCCUACAGUCUUAGAGAACAUGGUAAGUAGUUAUCUGUUCUCUAUACUUUUCUUUCUCUUACUCUUCCUGUCUCCUCCUAACUCUCAGCUGAGAGUGACUUCAUUUGAACUCAUGCCACUAGUGAAUGCCACCAAGAUCGGAACCCAGAACCCCCAGCCUCUGCUACCCGUUGUCCCUGAGAAUACCACUAGGGUAGGAGGCCAUGUAAGUCUUCGUCCUCCCCACAAGAAUAUCCAGGCCAAGAAUGAUGUGUCCGCUGGCAUCAAGGGCCCUGCCCUGAAGCAUAGGGCAGCCUUAGGGCUGCAGUGGGGCCCAGCCCUGGGUGCGUGUGUGCCUAUGCAUUGGGCACACUGGUUUAUUAGUGUUAUUUCAGCAUUGUGAUGCAGAGAGAGUAAGUGUAACAGCUGCUCCUUGCUUGCAGUGUUUAUUGUUACCUAGAGACAACCUCCUGGCUUUUUCCCAGCUCCCCCUCCCCCCAAGCCCAACCCCCUCCUUGCCAACAGUCCUGCUCUCCCCACACUGAUGGGAAAUUUAUAGCUUGCCCAUACCAUGCUUUAACCCUCUCCUGUCCAUAGGGUUGGUGGGCCCAAGGAAGCCAAAGUGAGCAGUGGGCAUGCUUGGGCCCCAAUAGGGUAGAACAUUGUGUAGGGGAGAGAGGGAAGACACCCUGUUCCCCAUUCUGUGUGUUCAAUCUCAGGCUCCAAUUCUCUUCUGGGAUCUCAUAUUGAGAGAAAAGAGAGAAGAGCUUUGGACCUAGCCAUGGGAUCUUGGGAGAGCCCCUUUGGACCUAGUCUUGAGAUUCCGCCAUCCUUCCCACAAAAUUAUUCUCUUCCCUGGGCAUUUCUGUGCCCUCAAUUCAGCUGCCUGGUCCUGAGCAAAUACAGUGAGGUGGUAUUCAAACAGGAGAGGUAAAUACAGACUGGUGGAACCCUAGUCCCUCCUUUCUAUCUGAAAGAGAGGUGGCUAUAGAGAUGUCAUAGCGAGAGGCUCUGGCCCAAGAGAUGCUGGCCAGAGCUCCACAGCUGGAUAGAUGUCAGACAUAAAGCUGGCUGCUAAGCCUGGUGGGCAAAACUGUACACCUUAACUUCACCCAGAGCCCAGCACUAAGGUCCAAAGGCCAUUCUCUAAGCCAGUCUUCUUGGUCUGGUUAAUCUAUUCCCUUCUGCUUAUCCUUCCUGAUCCAUUUUCUCCUGCUCAUUUUUUGGUUUGAUGCCUUGGGGCAGAUCAAGAGAUCAAGGAGACUGAGUCAUUCUAGUCAUGGCCUCAACAAAGCUGGGGAGAGAAGCUCCCUCCAUUCUCUUCUGUCCUAGGAUCUUUCAUGGAGGGGCAACCUGUCAUCUAUUCACCUCCACUGGAAACAGAAGAAAGGAACAGGGAUCAGAUGUGAGCAGGAAGGAUGGAGGUUAGACUUAUGGAAAAACUUACUUAUGGGACUGUAUGACUUCAGAAUGGGUCUCCUGCUUCAGAGAUUUAUCUUCUGCCCAGGAUGGGUUUAAGUCUGUGCCUACCCAAGGGGCAGUGGAAGAACAGAAGUACUUCUCCUGGGCUCCUCCAGACAUGUGACUCAGCACAAUUACCACACAGUGCAACCCUCCUCAGUCCUUCUAAAUGCAGCAUGUGAGGUGGUUAAAAGCUCAAGUUUUGGAGGCAGACAGCCCUGGGUUCCAGUGCCAGCUCUGCUACUUGUCAGCUAUGCAACCUUGGGUAACCUGUUACUUAAUCUCUUUGAGCCCUAGUGUCCAUAUCUGUGAAAUGCAGAUAAACAACUACCUCUUAAGGUUGUUGUGAGAAUUUAGUGAAAUAAAGUGUGUAAAGCACCUAGAACAGUACCUAAUACUCAGUAGGUGCUCAGUCAACAGUGGUUGAUGCAGUAGAGUAGUAUUACUUUGAUGGAGUCAGCAGGGCUGACAUUACUUACUGAGAUUCAAAGACUCCAUGAUUCCCCUGAAAUUAGAGGUCAGAUGUGUGUACGUGCACAUGCUAGAAAGAAUAUCCGUAGCUUUCUUUAUGGUAUGGAGCAAAAAGAGAGCCCCAGGAGGAAGUGGCCUCAUUCGCUUGACUCAGACUCCCCAAAAAGUCAGUUCCCCCAUUCCCGUGCCUGUCAAGCCAGGAGCACCUUAAGUAGUGUUCAGACUGGAAGUACAGCUUCAUCUAGGAUGAAACUGGGAGAAACAGCCAUUAGAAAUAUAAUGAUGAAUUGGUGUAUAUUUUGCUGUGUAUAUUAUCAACAACAACAAAAUAAAUUUAAGAAAAAAGAUAACUACAACAAAACAAAUUAAAAAAAAAAGAAAAAAGAUAACUACAAUUACCAUUUGCCAGGCACUGUACAUUUUAUCAAGUACAUUUAACUUUUUUGACCCCCAGAACAACCCAGUAAUGAGAAGAUAACUACUGUUUAUUGAGUGCCUACUAUGCACCAGGCAUUGUUCUGGGUAUUUGUUUAUUGUUUAAGAAUGUUUAAAGUCUGUGGAGUAUUUCAUCACCUAGAUAUACAUAAUUUGUAAGGCCCCUUCCCUAUUUUUAAUCAUUAAGAUAUUUUUGCUGUAUAAAUAAUACCACAGUGAACAUCCUAACACAUAAAACUUAAUGCAUUUUUACAGUAAAUUCCAAGAAGUGGAAUUACUGGGUCAACAGGUACAAAUAUUUUCCUACAACGGUAAUCUUGUUUGUUGAUCUAACUUAAUGAAAAAAAUUAAUUUUUUAAUCUUCCUCUUUGGAAUUCUGCAAUGGAAACACAAGGGCAGCCCCUUUUCCCUGCUAUACACAGCAGAGACACCAAUAAUCUGUCAUAGCUUUUUUUUUUUUAAUUGGGAUAAUUACAGAUCCAUGUAAAGUUGUAAGAAAUAAUAGAGAGAGAGCCCCUUGUACAGUUUGCCCACUUUCCCCCAUAGUAACAUUUUACAAACUAUAGUAUAAUGUGAAAACCAGAAUAUUGACAUUGGUAAAAUCUACCAGUCUUAUUCAGAUUUCCCGUUUUACUUGUUCUCUUGAUGUGUGUGCACGUGCUAAACAGUUCCAACACCACAAGGAUCCCUUUUGUUGUACUUUUAUAAUCACACCCACCUCUCCUCCAUCCCAGUCCAUAAUUAGUGGCAACCACUAAUCUGUCCUCUGUUUCUCAAAUUUUGUCAUUUCAAAAAUGGAAUCACACAGCAUAUAACUUUUUAGAAUUGGCUUUUUUUUCUCUCAAUAUUAAUUCUCUGAAGAUCCAUUCAAGUGAUUGUGUCUAUCAAUAGCUUGUUCCUUUUUUUAUUUCAUGGUAUGAAUGUACCACGAGUCCCUGAGUGG